AUGGACUCGGCCCUGCUCAGCGGCGGUAUUGCUAAUGAAGGAGAGGAAUAUGAAUGCUCUGAAAGGAAGGGACAAUGUUCUGCCAGAGGCACAGAAGAAAUUAACAGCUCUUGCUCUGGGACAACUGCUGACAUUCUCUCAAAUACACCUGCAUUGCCAGAAUCAUGUAAGACUCUUCGCUAUCAAGGAGGUGUCUUGCCAGGAGUGAGAGAAGAGCAGAAGAAAGACAAAGACUCCUCCUGGGAUUCUGAGACUGAUUCCAAAGGUCAAGGGAAAGUGUUGCCCAACUUGACACUUCGUGCUGCAGUGGGCAAGAGUUUGGAUGCGCGCUCUGUUGCAGUGGAGCACGGCAAAGGGGUCUUGCCAGCAGCAGGAGAAGAGCAGAAGGAAGACAAUGACUCCCCCUGGGAUUCUGAGACUGAUUCUGACGGUCCCUGGGAUGUGUCGAAAAAUGUGCUGCUUCCUGCUGCAUUCGGCAAUAGAUUGGACGCGCGUGCUGUGUUAGUACGGAGCGGCAAAGGGGCCUUGCCAGCAGCAGAAGAGCAGAAGGAAGACAAUGACUCCCCCUGGGAUACUAAGACUGAUUCCAAAGGUCAAGGGAAAGUGUCGACCAACUUGACACUUCGUGCUGCAGUGGGCAAGAGUUUGGAUGCGCACUCUGUUGCAGUGGAGCAUGGCAAAGGUAAUUUCAGAGGGACUAAAUGGUUACCUUUGUAAAGUUCUCUGGGGUGACAUGGCUGGGGAGAAAGCAGAGUGAAAUAAGCCCUCAGAGUAAUGACAUGCCUCUUACGUCUUU
This is a messenger RNA of Pipra filicauda (Wire-tailed manakin), 796 nucleotides long. RefSeq lists its product as uncharacterized. The transcript is spliced from 8 exons. The record is from RefSeq and is a predicted model, not a curated record. Lineage: Eukaryota; Metazoa; Chordata; Aves; Passeriformes; Pipridae. Bases 1 to 717 code for a protein of 238 amino acids.